Molecule: messenger RNA, 998 nt
Organism: Ananas comosus (pineapple)
Lineage: Eukaryota; Viridiplantae; Streptophyta; Magnoliopsida; Poales; Bromeliaceae
Product: membrane-associated progesterone-binding protein 4
Exons: 8
Coding region: 11-808 (265 amino acids)
Cellular component (GO): membrane; endomembrane system
Source: RefSeq, a predicted model, not a curated record
AAAAAAAAAAAUGGAGCCCGUUCCGAGUGAGCUUCGAGAGGGAGAAGCCGAGGAGAGAGCGACGAAGACGACGAGGAGAGAAACCCUAGAAACGGGAUCGCCCCCGCGUCGCGGUCCUUCGCCUCCGCUCCUCAUUCUGGGGUUAGGGCUCCUCGUCGCCUUCUCCCUGAAGAAGCCUCUCCGACCGAGGCUUUGGAGUGUUGAAGAGUUGGCUUUGUAUAAUGGGACGGAAGAGGGGUUACCGAUUCUUUUAGGGAUUCUGGGCUCAGUGUUUGAUGUCACGAAAGGGAGAUCACAUUAUGGUCCGGGAGGAGGGUAUCAUCACUUUGCUGGAAGAGAUGCAUCACGAGCAUUUGUUUCGGGAAAUUUUUCAGGUGAUGGAUUAACUGAUUCCUUGCACGGUCUAUCUAGUUCAGAGGUAAAUAGUGUUGUUGACUGGAGGAAGUUCUAUAAUGAAAGAUACAUAUUUGUCGGUAAGCUAGUUGGUCGAUACUAUGACAGCCAAGGGAACCCGACUAAAUAUUUGAAGGGUGUCGAAGCAAAAGCUAAACGAGGAGCUCAGCUUCUCGAGAAGCAGAAAAUCGAAGAAGCCAGAAUUCCAAGCUGCAACUCAAGAUGGAGUCAGCAGGAGGGAGGAAAGGUAUGGUGUGAUGCGGGUUAUCCGAGGUUAGUGAAGCGGCCUGCUGAUAUAGCCUUAACUGGGAAAAUCAGCCAACGGUGCGCGUGCUUCAAGGAAGAGGAGCUCGGCAGGCCGGGCUUGGAGGUAUACAAGGAAUGUGAUUAUCUCUCCACAUCAUGCAAAGUAUAAUCAUCCAUAUUUUCCAUGUUUUGCCAGUGUUUACUUGUAUAUACACUGUUGAAUCUUUAUACUCGGUAGUCAUUAUGUGUUAGCUGUACUGACUUAUUAUCCAUAGAUUUUUCAUUAUUUAAAUCGUGUAUCUCCUUCGCUUGUAGUCAUUUAUCAUUCAAUGAAUGAAUGAAGAACUCAUUUAAUCUUC